AUGGGAGAUAUUGCAGGCAGACGGUACAGCACAGGGCAGCCGGCAAGAGAUGCACACAAUUCACAUGCUCGAGGACGGGCCUUUUUCUAUCAGUAGUUUAGAGGAAACAGUUCCUUAUUAGAGGAGAGGGCAUCACCUUGUGGAUAAAUCCUUUCUUCAACUGGAAAAUACUUACAUUGUGGGGCUUUUUUUACGACUGAUUUUCUUUAGACUGGGGCUCUCUCGGGAGCUUUGAGUGGAUGCUAGGAUAUGAAGCAAGCUUUUUGGCUCUGACAUUGGGAGAAGACUAGAGCGAGAGAGAGGUGGUUUACACACCGAGGAAUAGGACUGAGUGCUCUGCUCUAAGGAGAGCUGACAUCACAGAACCAUGUCUGAUGAGACAGAACCGAGGAUGUGUGAUGAAAACCUGGAGUCAGACGAGGGAGACGUUGAGGACUACCUGGAGGAAGAGGAGGGAGACGUUGAGGACUACCUGGAGGAAGAGGAGAACAACGGAGAACUGAUGGACCGACUCCGAGAGCUGGAGGCAGAAAACUCAGCUCUUUUGUUGGCCAAUGAGAAUCAAAGAGAAGCAUAUGAGAGAUGUCUGGAUGAGGUGGCCAACCAUGUGGUCCAAGCCCUCCUCAACCAAAAAGAUCUGCGAGAGGAGUGCAUCAAGCUGAAGAUGCAUGUGUUUGACCUGGAGAGACAGAACAGAGUGUUGUGUGAGCUCUUCCAACAGAAGCUACCCAACCAGUCAAGCUCUCAGGACCAGGUGCAGCCAGGACCCCUCCCAGUAUACAAUACACAGCUGCUGCACAAUGUCUCUGACAAGCAGGUGGGGUCACAGUCACAGAGCGAAGCACAAGCCAAGGGAAAUGGGUUUCACCGCACACUGCCACAGGCCCCAGCAACUCCCCCCAGAGGCCCAGCCGCAUCCAUGGAUGCCCUGUCCCCAUUCUUCAAGAAGAAAGCACACAUUCUGGAGGUCCUUCGAAAGAUGGAGGAGACAGACCCCCUCAAGUUCCACCCCUCUGCAGGCAGCAUCACCUUCUGUGACUACAGCCAGGUCCUGAUGUCCACAGAGGCUGUCCUGGCUGCUGGAGACCUGUGUAAGAAGCACCAGACACUCUGCUCCUGCUCAGACUCCAACAUGCAACAACAGCAGCACAUGAAUGGUGAAGGGCAGUUAUGUCCUACGCACCUCAAAAAGAGCACAGACAGUCCAGUCAAAUGUAACUAUGUUUGUGGUAGUACUGCAAAGCUCAACCUGACCCCGAACCAUGUCAAAGGCACAUCCACCACAGCUGCUAUCAGUGAAUGCCACAUCAAGAGCACAUCAGUGGAGAAACAACAGACAAUGAAUGACCACCAGCAACCAGCAGGUCCUAACUCUUACUUGUCAAUCACAGUUGUAGAUCAGACUAGUCCAGCCAAUCAGGGCCCAGAGGCUGGAUUAAAGACUGGGCAGGUCCAGGACACAGAGAAGGAGAGCUGUCUUAAAGGGAAGUCUGAUGAGGAUGGUAGUUUGUUUACCUCCCAGCUGCCUGUCCCUGGAGUGAAGGACAACCCUCAGCUAGCAUACUGUGAGCUGGAAACCAAUGGGUUUAUCUUCUCUUCCAAUGACAGUGAUAACGUGUUGAGUGAUGUAGUUAUUCCAGAGAAAGACGGUGGCCCAGCAGAGGAGGGGGAUUUCUCUGGGAGAGCCAACGUGGCCCUCAGCCCCAUCCCUUCAUCAUGUCUCAGCGACGUCAAAGCCGCUGCCAUCAAUUCCCCGUCCAGGGUCCUCAAGUUCCUAAAGAUCCCUACAAUGGCAGAGAGGACCCAGGCAGGGGCCAGCCCUGUCCGUCUGAGCCCCCAGCUCACCCGCACGUCGAAGAUCCCCUGUCGCACUAACAACUAUGAGGUGUACCACUCCCCUGUCCCCUCACGCAGAGCCGCUACCACAGAAAGGGCCAGGCAGCCUCCUCCUCCACCCGCCAGGUCCGAGUCCUACCCAGUCACUACGCACUCAGCCUCAGCCCCCACCUCCCCGCCUCAGCCUGAGGACAACUGCUCCCCUCCAGCCAAGGAGCUUUGCUACAGGAGCCUCUUAGCCCCCAAGACCAGCAAUGGUGUCCCCGAUCCACUGGCCCCUGGCACUUCUCACACACCCAGGGCCUCUUCGCAGAAGGUCCCGUACUAUGAGAACAUGUUGGAACUUUCCACCUCGGCUCAGGUAGAAGAAUCCAAGGUCCCAGAGAACGUAAACAUAUCAUCUCAUACCAUAACAGAAAGUGACAGGAAGCAAAUUAAUUCACUACUACAGAAAGACAAUGUCCUGUUUCUUCAGCAGCAGCAUUUGUCCUCCGCUUCGGACUCCUCAUCCUCUUCCUCGUCCUCCUCAUCUUCGUCCAAUCAGGAUGGCAACACAGAGAGCCCAGUCUGGCACGGCCACCACAGUCUGCCCAACCCCACUGCCCUCAGAGCAGCUCAGUCUCAGAGCAGCCCAGCUCACUAUGCCAGCAUGAAAGACAGAGGAUCACAGGACCAGGAUACUAGAGAGGCCACAAUACAGAACUCUGAUCUCUCCCAGUCCCAGCCUCCAGUUCUCCCAGCCAAGAGACAUGAUCCCUCGUCCAUUCCCAAGAGGCCUUCUGGGGUAGCAGGGUCAGGGAGUCAGCCAGCCGAGUCUAGUCACACAUUCAAAUACAGGCUGGCUGCACUUGGCAAGCUGAGGAGCUCAGAGGACUUACAAAUCAAUGUGCUCCUGCCAGUAGACAAGCCAGAGCCUCAGAGUGAGGAGAGUAUAGUCUAUUUUAACGAUGACAGGAAUAAGACAGAGGAGAGCCCUGUGGAUGGUAAUUUAGAGGAGCAGAGACACUCGAAAUAUACAGACUCUCUGGACGGUAAGCUUAAAGGUAUUCCUGGUAGCGUUGCUUUGAAUUUCCCAGGUGGCUGUCAGUCCUAUGAUCCAGCAGCUAAGUCUCUCUUUGGCUCUUCAGUCGCCAAGGCAGAGCUGGAGACGCUCUCAUCCAGAGUGGGUGUGGUUAAGACGGACAGCCCCAAAGGUAAACUGGGCCUCCCGUCUCCAAACACUGACACUCCCAUAGUUUUACGCAACAACAUGAAAUGCCCGGCAUCUCUGAACCUGUCUUACCAUGGUAAACAACCUGCACCCAGCAUCCCUUACAGCAGCAGCAGCCCCAGCAAGGUCCCUCCUAAGUCCCCGUCUAAACCGUGCCAGGGCCUGGCUCCCUCAGCUGGAACUGGGAAGCCCACCCUGGAGGCCCCAGCCCUGGUCCCCCGGUACUCCUCCAAGUCAGAGGACAGGAGCAAACUCAACGCAAACAAGAGAAACACCACAGUGUACGGUGACAGCCUUCCUCCCCCGCUCCCAAUGCCAGAACCGCAGCAGCAGGAAGAGGAGAAGAGACACCUUCUCCCUAUUGUCUCCAGCCCCACACUUGGCCCCACGUCAGCCAUUGAGGAGAAGGUGAUGAAGGGUAUCGAGGAGAACAUGCUGAAGCUGGCAGAACAGGACAGAGGACAGGUUACUGAGGUCAAACUGAAGGCCUCUAACGGGAUCGCCAGCUGGUUUGGCCUGAAGAAGAGCAAACUCCCAGCUCUCAGCCGCAAACCAGACAUACCACCUAAGGUCAAAGACGAGAAGAAAGGUGGAGAGUGGAGGCUGAAUAUCCCUUCCAAAAUGGCGGGGUCUAAGUCUAAAGGAGAGGGGGUGGGGGUGGAGAGCCUAAAUAUCUCGAUGCUGAUGGAGAAGGCAGAGGGUCUGAGGAGAGCUCUGGAGGAGGAGAGGGCCUACGUAAACGGGGUUGGGGGGAUCGGGAUGGACCGGUCUGGAAGGGGCCAUUCCUGUGAGGUGGUGAUGGACCAAUCACAGGGCCAGCUGGCUGUGAUGUACAGGGGAGCGCGCUCAGACAACUUCAUGCAGCAGCUACUGAACAGGGUGGAUGGGAAGGACUUCAGUGGCAUCAGUGUGGCUCAGAGACGCCUCUCCUUUGACUGUAAAACCUCCAGACCGUUCAGCAGACACACCACCAGCGGGGAGGACAUGCAGAAGGGUUCAGAACAUCUGAUCAGCAACGUCCCCUCAGAUGACAAUUUAGCUGACCCAGUUCACUCUCAUCACUUCGCAGCUUCUGGUGCCUCCACCUACACCCUGGACAGUGGCAUUGGCACCUUCCCUCUGCCUAACUACUGUAGUGGUACGCCUGGGAGAAGCCUGUCUAAGGUGAGGGGGGCUGGAGCUGAGCAUGGCUCCUCUGGUUCUCCUGGCCGGGCAGGGAGGAGGGCUAGGACCCUGGACAGAGAGCCCUCAUCCAUGGAGCAGUGCUAUCAAUCUCACAGAGAGAUGUCUGCCCCGGUAAUGUACGGGUCUGUACUGGAGGGGAAAGGCAUGCCCAGGCAAACAGCUGGGGUCAUUCAUGAAGACACAGAAGCCUAUGGAGCUCACAUGCUGUCCCCCCGCUCCAAGACCUGGACCUUCCCCAACCUGAAGACCCCUGCAGGGCCCACUGAGAUGUACCUGGCUGUGGAAGAAGAGGUGGAGACGGCCCCCUAUGGAUCCCCAUUCAGAGGGAAGGCCUGUGGUACCUCUGGAUCUCGUAACAUAGACCCCAGCAGUCUGCCGGUGCCGGCCCAGACAGGGCUGAGCCGACGGGGGAAGAUCCGCAGUGCACCCAGUGCCCCAGAGAUGGGCCUUGGCCGGGAGACAAGCCUGGAGCUGGUGAGGGAGAGGCCUGAGGAAGCCCUCUCUCCCAGCCGCCCGCAGGUCCUAGAGACCCCAGAGUCACUCAGUGACUCUCUCUACGACAGCCUCUCUUCCUGUGGCAGCCAGGGAUGACUUGCAGAUCUUACUAUGGUGCCAACUGACCCACCUUAGUGGAAUAUGGACUGUGCUAAGAUAUACCCAUUUCACACUAUCGUACCAACCUGAACCAAAUUGGGCUGGCUCCAAUUCCAAAAUAUUCUUUUCAGAAUGGUUCUAGCUAUUAUGGCGGAUGCGUAACCAGGCCAGCCGGAUACAGCUUGGUCCGACCCAGCUUAGUUUGUCUCAGUAGUGUGAAAAGGGUACAAGUGAUGCUGACCAUCCUUAGAGGAAUAUGGACUGUGAUAAGAUGGUGUCCCCUUAAGACUUUCAUGUUUGCUUUCUCACCAGCUACUGUAUGUUUCAAGGUUAACUGGAAAGACAAACCUCUCCUCAGGAUAACUACAACCCAAAGGAUAGACUAUUCACAAUAACACUGUUUUAUGACAGGAGAGAAUUGGACAAACACACUGCUAACCAAAAUAGCUAUUUAUAUAAUUGUAGGAUUAUGGAAAUGGUGUGCUGAACGAUUAGGACUUUGAGGUCUUUUUGGUUCAAUUACCAAAAAAGAAUACCAGUUUGAUUUCAAUUAAUUAUUUUGCUAAUUAAAUGCUGUAACACAGAAUAAAACAAAGUCCAAUGAUGGUAGUUACAUUUGAAAGUGACUGCCCAUUACUGCACCAUGUAUUCACAUUCAUUUAAUCAAAUAUUUCAGUUGUGUAUAUUACCUUAUUAUUCCAUUCCAAGUCAUCUCAUCUCUAUUGAGCUGCUGCCUAUGCUCUGACAAAAUCCCUAUUUUAGAAGUUCAAAAUAAAUAAGGCAUAUUUUUAUGACCGCUGAAUACCAACUAUCAAUCACUUAGAUAAUGUAUGUAGACACCUCAGGAAGCAAGUGCUCUCUAUCCCUAUCGCGCAUUCUUCUGUCUGCCUCACACUAACCUAAGGUAGCAUGCCUAAAAGAAGCAGACCGGCCAAGUAGCUGCGCAAUGUAUUAUGGUCAUUGUAGUUAAUUACCACGGUUUCAGCGCGAAAUUAUGUACUUUCCAACAGUUCAAUAUUCUACAACUCCCUACUACAUUGCACAGUUCGGGCUUGAACCGAUUUAUCUCUAGAGAAACUGCGCAAUGUGGGCAUUGAGGUCAGAAAACAACUAAAUGGAAUUCAAAUAAUUGAACGGAUGUCAGUCCAUUUGAAAACAAAAAUAACUAACAUUUCAGUUAAUCGCUUAGUAAUAGGUAAUACACAUGAUGACAAUAUCGAACAUUCCCACAAAAAAAUAUUUUUAUGUUGAAAUUGAAUGUCUUGUUAAUUAAGUCUUACGCCAACCUUCACCUACAGAGCGCUGGAACACUGAACAUGCAAGGACUCAUUAACAAUAAAUCCUUAUCUUUAUCAGCACACCCAAUGUACUGAAUCCUUCAUCUUGAGCUUCAUUUUUCACUAUUGAAUAUAUUUAAUUUUAUGUCAAAGUAUUUGUUGAUGGGGUUAAGAUUUUCUCUAACUGCCAAGAAAGCGUUUAGUUUAGCCGACCAUUCUUUGAAGGUAAUAUGCCAGCAAUAAUAUUGUCCAAUUAAUGAUAUAUUUAUUUUUUAUGUUAAAUCAACUGCAUAUUUGUAAUUGUCCAUUUUAUUUGUUAACUUGUAAAUGCAGUCACCUGGCUAAAAUAGAUUGUUUAACUUUGGAUGUCAUAAUCCGUGCUUCUACACCUGCAUUGCUUGCUGUUUGGGGUUUUAGGCUGGGUUUCUGUAAAGCACUUUGAGAUAUCAGCUGAUGUACGAAGGGCUAUAUAAAUACAUUUGAUUUGAUUUGAUUUGAACAGCUAAGAUGUCAACAUUCUUUUAAAAAUGUUUUUAAUUAUUUCUUGUUCAUGUGUUCUCACUGAAGCACAAAUAAAAUGAUACCAUAUA
Messenger RNA from Oncorhynchus kisutch (coho salmon), 6692 nucleotides. Its product is annotated as nck-associated protein 5-like. The transcript has 13 exons. Gene Ontology annotation, cellular component: microtubule plus-end. The record is from RefSeq and is a predicted model, not a curated record. Bases 368 to 4822 code for a protein of 1484 amino acids. Gene Ontology annotation, biological process: microtubule bundle formation; microtubule depolymerization. Lineage: Eukaryota; Metazoa; Chordata; Actinopteri; Salmoniformes; Salmonidae.